Molecule: messenger RNA, 390 nt
Organism: Gongylonema pulchrum
Lineage: Eukaryota; Metazoa; Nematoda; Chromadorea; Rhabditida; Gongylonematidae
Source: the annotation of a GenBank genome assembly
AUGUCUCGGGAUCGCUCAGAGUCGGUUGUGAACAAUAUGGAAGUUAUCAAUGAUGAUACGCCACUGUACUACUGCGACAGAAACAACAAAACAGAAAAUACCACGAGCGUGCUGAUGAUCUGGGUACUAACAGCACUGCUUGUAUACGCAGCAAUCGAGCGGAUAAUCAACCAAGACUUCGACGUGGAUGCUACGGUGAUGCUCUACACAGCAGCAAUCAGUGUGCUCUUCAACGUGAUUAUGGGUCUUAUUCUACAUUUUGGCAAGACGCCACACUCCCAUUUCGGGAUGUCUCAUAGCCACCAACACGAUAGCGACAAGACCUACCCCGUCGAUCCUGAGGUAAUUUGUCGAUGUCGGUUUGCAAACAAAGAUGCCAAAGAAAAAUGA